AACCUACUUUUCACAAAAUCGUCGGAUUAAAUGAUAAAAUUACUAUUGCUGAAUAUAAGGAAGGAAGACCAAAAAAAGAGCCGGGCGAAACUCUUCCCACUUCUAAUUCUCAAUCUCCCGAACCAAAUAAUAAG
This is a messenger RNA of Racocetra persica, 134 nucleotides long. The record is from the annotation of a GenBank genome assembly. NCBI's taxonomy places the organism in Eukaryota, Fungi, Glomeromycota, Glomeromycetes, Diversisporales, Gigasporaceae.